ACCAAUUUAGACCUAUCUCUGGCUUUUCUGAACAUGUUUUGCGCUACAAACUCAAGGUUAAAUUAAGGUUGGUUAAGCGACUCGCUUAAUGCAAAUCGUAAACCUUAUACGCUAUCCUAGCCAGUGGACCUAGUAUACGGCAUAAAGGCUUCACACGCUUAAACCAGCGCGAACGUGCAGAGCGCCUUCUCUUCAGCAAUUAUGAGCAACUCGAAAUGGAGUGGUUUCUUAAAACAAGCAAUGUCCAAUGUGGAGACAAGCAUUGACCGUGUUCUCGACGCUGGACAGACUCAGCCCGUUGCAAAUUCCACUGAGAAAAAGGAUCCUAAGGAUGUAAAAAUCGCACAAUUGAUGAAGGAAGGUGAAGAAUGGUCUACAAAAGAACUGAAAUUGAACAAUACAAUUAAAAGUUUACGUAGUACAAUUAAGAAACUCGAGUCUCAAGUCUCAAACGUGCCAGGAAAAGCAGUUGACGAUUCCAAAAUUACCUCUUUAGAAAACGAAUUAACAUCUCUACGAACCGAAAACUCGCAUUUAUUGCAAAAGAAUAAAGAAUUAGAAAAGAGAAUUGAAGAAUUUAUCACGAAAACAGAAGAUCUUACUGUGGACAAUAUCACAAUUGCGAAAUUAACACGAAAGGUCGAGACUUUGACCACGGAAAACGUGUUAGCGCGAUACGAAUGGACUCGUGAAAUUGAACAGAAAACUGUAAUGAUUCAGAAGCUUCAGGAAGAAAACGAACACACAAAAAGAGAGGCAACCAUUAUUUCCAAGAAACUCGAUGACCGUGAACGGGAGUUAGAAAAAGCAAAGUACGAGUUGAAGGUUGCUAACGAGAAUUGUAAGAGUUCGUGUCAGCAGAUAUCCGAGCUGGAAAGUCAGCUUGCAGAUUUGAAAGAGGAAAAUGGAAAACGGUUACAGUCUUUAGAGCUUGAGCUUAGUCAAUUGAAACUUGCAAAAGAAAGCGUCAGUCGAACUUCUUCUGUGACCCACCUUGUUAUACCAGAAAAUGAGCAAAUUGACGCUGUUGAUAUUGGCGAGGAUAAAGAACAAGCAUUCUCACCCACCUUUACCGCUCAGCAGAAUAUUGAAGCAUUCCUCGAUACGCUUUCCAGUCCCAAACAAGAAAUAUUAUCCCCACAGUUUUCCGAGCCUGUUCCUCGCGUCCCCUCCGUAUCCAAAGCCCUCAAUGACCACCAUCGAGUUUCCGUUUCAAGCCAUCCUGCCACACCUAUGCUCGCGAAAGAUGGGACACCUUUGUCUGCCCGGUUACCCUCUUCUUUCUCUGGCAUGCCUUUGCGCACAUCAUCCAGCGAGUACACAGAAGGACCAAACAUCGGUAUCUUAGAACGACUUGCCUCAACUGUGCAUCAGCUCGAGACGGAGCUCCAGAACUCCAAACAACAAAUCGCACAAGUUGUUCAACAACGAGACCAGGCUCGUCAGGAAAUUGUUGACCUUAUGGUUACGAACGAGACCUCAACCGUCAACAGCAGUGAACUUGAGGAGCUGCAGGCCAAGUGUACUGAGCUUGAACAGGAACUUAAGACAAAUCGUGUUGCUUUACAGCAAAAAACGGAACAGAUCAUGGACCUGCAAAUGGACAUGAAGGAAAUGCGUGAGCUGUUUAAAAGUCAAAUUGAUAUGCUUGCUAGAAGAUGAAAAUACUCAUCUUCAGCUAAGGCAUAAAUGGGGCAAUUACUCGAAUACUGCGAACAACACCGUGUUCCACUUCUUUUUUCUUCUUCUUCUCGAGUCAUCACUCUCCUUAGUAACACCUUACUACUAAUUCCCGCCCUUUUGUUUAUCAUUUUGUUCUAAUGUUUCCGGUAUUGAAGCAUACAUUAAUUUAUAAAAGCAUAGUGCGCUAUUCAACACAGGCAGCGCCGCCAAGCUGUUCGAGAACUGCUUCAAUUUGAUCGCCAUCUUCCAUUUCCAGCUUGAAGCGAAGUUAGCACACGGAUAACCAAAGCUAACGUGCUGUUUUGUACUGAAAUAGCACAGACGCAGGCACAGGAAAAGCUCACAUACCUCGGCAGGUGUUUGAUCGGGGCGAAUGCGUUCACCGUCAACCAAGAAACGCAGACUGGACAUCGACUUUCCUUGACGAGCACAAUAUAUUUUCAUGAGUUUACCGAACUCUGUUGUUUUUUUAAUUUUGAAGAAGACCUCAUUGUUAUCCUUUACGGUUUGUUAGCAAAUGAAUUCUGACAGUCUGUUUCCAACUUGAUGAAUUAACGCACAAACCGUAGACCAACUUUAGGCCCAUUUUGUGCCAUUCAUUGUAACCUGCAUAAUAGAAAUCUUUCAUACCUGACCGACGACCUUGAGAUUAAUAUGUUCAGCCGAUGGCUUUACAUCUUGUUGAGAUGGUCCAGCAGCAGCGGAAUUGUUGCCAAGGUUUUCGAGACCAACAGAAGGAUUGGAUGAAGGUGUAUCAGACAUUUUGAAAAAACGUUCCUUUCACAGCGAGGAGA
Molecule: messenger RNA, 2477 nt
Organism: Schizosaccharomyces japonicus yFS275
Lineage: Eukaryota; Fungi; Ascomycota; Schizosaccharomycetes; Schizosaccharomycetales; Schizosaccharomycetaceae
Product: TATA element modulatory factor
Exons: 1
Coding region: 202-1662 (486 amino acids)
Cellular component (GO): Golgi apparatus
Source: RefSeq, a predicted model, not a curated record